Molecule: messenger RNA, 1614 nt
Organism: Nanorana parkeri
Lineage: Eukaryota; Metazoa; Chordata; Amphibia; Anura; Dicroglossidae
Gene: MFSD8
Product: major facilitator superfamily domain containing 8
Exons: 12
Coding region: 65-1600 (511 amino acids)
Biological process (GO): transmembrane transport
Cellular component (GO): lysosomal membrane
Molecular function (GO): transmembrane transporter activity
Source: RefSeq, a predicted model, not a curated record
AGACUUCUGCGCUCUUCUGUGUACAUCUUGUAUAUACGUGUGAUUACUGACCGGCGGCGGCAUCAUGGCUUCAGUGGGUGAAGAUGACGAGCGCUCACCACUUCUGCAGUCAUCAGCAUCAGACCCAGGUGUCGUCAUUGAAACUCAAGAUCAGCACAAAAGCAGAUGGUGGUCCAUCAGGAUUAUGUACCUUACCAUGUUUCUCAGCAGUGUAGGGUUCUCGAUUGUGGUGACUUCAAUUUGGCCAUAUCUUCAAAAGAUUGAUUCAAGUGCUGAAACAAGUUUCCUGGGCUGGGUGAUAGCUUCCUACAGUUUGGGUCAGAUGAUUGCCUCACCCCUGUUUGGUUUAUGGUCUAAUCAUAGGCCAAGACGAGAACCUCUAGUUGUCUCCAUCUCCAUACUGGUGGCAGCCAGCUGUCUUUAUGCCUAUGUACAUGUUCCUACCAGCCACAACAAGUAUUACAUGCUUGCUGCCCGUUCUCUGGUUGGCUUCGGAUCAGGCAAUGUUGCUGUUGUUAGAUCGUAUGUUGCUGGUGCAACUUCCAUUUCUGAAAGGACAAGUGCAAUGGCAAACAUAAGUGCUUUCCAAGCUCUAGGAUUUAUCUUGGGCCCUGCAUUCCAGGCUGCCUUCACUCUGAUUGGAGAAAAGGGGGUAACCUUCGCUGCUAUUGACCUCCAGCUGAACAUGUACACCACCCCAUCGCUCAUGGGUGCAGUUCUUGGCAUUGUGAACAUCAUUCUGAUCUUUGUUAAAUUCAGAGAACACAGAGUGGAUGACCUAGGAAGGCACCUAGGAAAUAUAAACUAUGAGCCUGAAGAGCUUAAUUCACAGGCAGCGAGUGAAGAGGUUGUUGACCGAGUGGCCAUUGUCUCAUCAAAUGUUUUGUUCUUUGUCAUUUUGUUUGUAUUUGCCAUUUUUGAAACAAUUGCAACCCCACUAACAAUGGACAUGUAUGCAUGGAACAGGACACAGGCAGUGUUUUAUAAUGGAGUUAUCUUGGCUGCUAUUGGUGUGGAGUCAGUGUUUGUAUUCAUUACGGUUAAAAUCAUUUCUAAAAAGACUGGAGAGCGUAUUUUGCUUCUCGGAGGACUGGCUACUAUUUGGGCAGGGUUCUUUAUCUUGUUGCCUUGGGGAAAUCAGUACCCAAAAAUACAAUGGGCAGACGUUGAGAACACGACCAUUCACAACUCAAGCUCCUGGAGUUCAAGUUUUGUGAUGUCCAGCAAUCACACUGUAGAGCCAACAGGAUGUCCUGCAGCUCAGGCCUGGUGCUUCUACACACCUGUUAUCCACCUUGCGCAGUAUCUUACAUCUAAUAUUUUAAUUGGCCUCGGCUAUCCGGUCUGUAGCGUCAUGGCUUACACCUUGUACUCAAAAAUCAUAGGCCCCAAACCACAGGGGGUAUACAUGGGCUGGCUGACUGCAGCUGGCAGUGCAGCUCGGACCUUAGGACCAGUAUUUGUCAGUGAGACCUACACACACCUGGGACCUCGAUGGACAUUUAGUCUAAUUUGUGGAAUAGUGGCAAUAUCUCUGUUACAUUUGGCAGCAGUUUACAAAAGGCUUAUUGCUUUUUCUGUUCGGUAUGGGAAAAUAUAGCAAUAAUUACCUGU